CAAAACGGUCAAGAGCUUUCCUCCGGCGGGCCGGGUGGACGGGGGUUGCCGACUGGAGUCGUGAGGGGGUGGGUUUCUCGGCCGGCCAAUCCGCGCCUACUCCGAAUCCCGAGUCGGGCCAAUCGGAAACGGGCUCCGCCUACGUUGCCCCCCACUCACCACUCUGAUUCGCCGAACCGAUCGUCCCACUCCCACACGACGAUGGAGGACACUUUUCUGGUCACGAGUUGAAAAUCUUAAAACAAAAUGACUUUAGGCGACUAUGUCUCAUCCCUUGGAGACAACCCAUACUUCGGGGCGGGCUUCGGUCUCUUCGGCAUUGGCGCUGCAGCGGCAGUGUUGCGAAAGGGGCUGCAGGCUUCGGUGAUAUUCUUGCGACGUAACUACAUGAUAACCCUGGAGGUGCCAUGCAGGGACAAGAGCUACAACUGGCUACUUCAUUGGAUCACCAUCCGUGGCGCGAGAAAGACACAGCACCUCAGCGUUGAGACCAGCUUUGAGCAACAUGACACCGGCCACAUCAAGACUAAAUACGAAUUCAUUCCCAGCGUCGGCACACAUUUUUUCAAGUAUAGAGGAACAUGGAUAAAAGUCGAUAGGACAAGGGAACAGCAUACUCUAGAUUUGCACAUGGGUGUCCCAUGGGAGACAGUAACUCUGACCUCUUUUGGCUGGGACAAACAAGUCUAUUUUGACAUCCUCGAGGAAGCUAGGCAACUUGCCCUCGCUGAAACUGAGGGGAAGACUGUCAUGUACACGGCAAUGGGGCCUGAAUGGCGUCCGUUCGGCCACCCUCGCAAACGUAGGCCUCUGAACUCUGUUGUCCUAGACGAAGGCGUCGCUGAGAGGAUCUUGUCCGAUGUAAAAGACUUUCUUAAUGCUUCAAAAUGGUAUGGGGAUAGAGGUAUUCCUUACCGUCGAGGGUACUUACUUUACGGUCCGCCUGGCUGUGGGAAAUCUUCCUUUAUAACUGCCCUUGCUGGCGAGCUCAAUUUUGGUAUUUGUGUACUGAACUUAAGUGAGAGAGGGCUGACGGAUGACCGAUUAAAUCAUCUUCUUAGCGUAGCUCCGCAGAACACAAUAAUCCUACUAGAAGAUAUAGAUGCUGCCUUUGUUAGUCGAGAGGACAACAAACAGCUGGCAACAGCUUAUGAGGGCCUUAACCGGGUUACAUUUUCUGGACUUUUGAACUGUCUUGAUGGCGUUGCAAGCACAGAAGCACGAAUUGUUUUUAUGACUACAAACUACAUUGACAGACUAGAUCCAGCUUUGGUCAGACCUGGACGAAUUGAUCUGAAGGAGUUCAUUGGCCAUUGCACCGAGCAUCAAUUGAACAACAUGUUCAACCGUUUUUACCAAACGCCCGACAAGGAUUUCUCAACACAAUUUGCCCAAUUAGUCUUGAGCGAAAAAAAACCUGUCAGUGCCGCUCAAGUACAAGGUUACUUCAUGCGGCACAAGAAAGAUCCUCCGGAGUUGGUCGUCGAGAACAUACAGCAAAUUUGGGAGGGCUGAAAUUGUUUUUAUUCUGUAAAUAUAGUACAAUCCUUAAAUCAA
This is a messenger RNA of Cimex lectularius (bed bug), 1557 nucleotides long. It is a transcript of the gene Bcs1, whose product is annotated as mitochondrial chaperone BCS1. Lineage: Eukaryota; Metazoa; Arthropoda; Insecta; Hemiptera; Cimicidae. The transcript is spliced from 8 exons. The coding region runs from base 247 to 1515 and encodes 422 amino acids. Gene Ontology annotation, biological process: protein insertion into mitochondrial inner membrane from matrix; mitochondrial respiratory chain complex III assembly. Gene Ontology annotation, molecular function: ATP hydrolysis activity; ATP binding. The record is from RefSeq and is a predicted model, not a curated record. Gene Ontology annotation, cellular component: mitochondrial inner membrane.